UUUUUUUGCCAUUUGUGAAAUUCUUAAAUACGUCGAGGAAGAAUCUCAUUGGAGGAAUUUUCUUUAAAAGUAAUUACAGUAUUUUUAAUUAUUUACUUUGAAUAACUAAAUAAGCAAAAUAUAAAUAACAAUUUUCCUGUCACAAUGCAAAUUUAUGCUCACCUUUUUGUGUCAUGGUUUGACACAAACUCUCUUAAAUGGGGUUUGAAUAGUUCCUCUCUCUUUCUCUUCUUUAUAGUUUUAUAAAAAAAAUAUUAUCAAGAAAGAAAUGAUUUUUAUAUUAUUUUGUUAAGGGAAAGAGAGAGUUUUUGUAAUUCCAAGAUUUGUUUUCUUCUUGAAGAGAAUCGUCAAUCACCCCUUCGAUGGAAUAGGCGGUUACUUCUUUUUCUUCCGGGUUUAUAUGAUACAAUGAAGGUUUGAGCUCAGAUCCUACCUCAUUUAACAUUAUUGUACCCACAUAAAAUUAUAUGCUUUAGAAGAUAUGGGUGAAUUUGGGAUAUGUUUGAAGCAAUGAUUUGAUUUUUUCGGGUGGUUAGUGGGUAUAUAAUGAUGGGUCUUCCUUUGUUUUCAAGCUAAUUGCGUAAACAUUAUCUCUUCUUAUUGAUCUGAUUUGUUUUUCUGUUUUCUUUUUUUUUUUUUUUCCUUCUUUUUUAUAUACACUAUAUUAUAUUUGAUUAUCGUUUUUAUUUUGGCCUGUUUGUGGCGUUUUCCAGGCUUUGAAGGAAGGUGGAGUUUGACUUUGUGGGGUGAAAAUAAUUGUUGUAUUCUGUUUAGGAGAGAGAAAUAUAGAGUGUGCUGGUGUUGGUGUGAUUUUGACUUGUAUGCAAAUGGGGUUUGGUCAGGUUUGCAUAGGGAUGUUGCGGAUGAAUACUUGAUGAUGGGCUUGCAUUAAGAAAGUUUUGAUCUUUCAGUAAUUGGUGUUUAGAGUUGAGAAUUAUUUCCUGUAAUCUCGUUCGGAAAAAAAAAAUUCUGGGUUUUGGUGGGUUUCUCCGUUUUCAUCCCUCCUUUUUGAGGGCUUUGAAGUUUGUUUCUUUUCAGUUUUGGGUUUGAUGGAAUAGAGGGGAUUGAGUUUGUGUUUAUGGGACACUGUAACUCUGCAAAUUUUUCGGAAGAAAAUUCUGAUUUGACGCCUUCUUCUCAGCUGAAGAAGAGGGAAAGGGAGAAGAAGACUGGAUUUGCUUUCGGUUAUCAGGUCUUUUAGUUGUUAGAUAUGGAGGAAGAGGCUACUUCUUGGAUUAGGAGGACUAAAUUUUCUCAUACUGUUUGUCAUAGAUUAGAUGCAUCAAGGUUGGCCCCAAUUCCUCUGACUCUUCCUCAGAGGGAGAGAAUCCCCGGUGCAAACUCUAAGCCUGGUACGUCUGCUUAUGUUUUUCCUAAUCAAGAACCCAUUGUGAGUCCGUUGCAGAGAAAUCCCACCACAAAUAAGCAGAGGGCUGUAUCCCCAAGUCCACAGACUAAGCUCUUGGAUACUUUUAAAGAGGCAAGGACUGUUCAGAGAAGAUUCUCCACUCCACUUCCAAGGAGAUCUGAGAAAAAGUUUGGCAAGUAUUUUUCUCAUAAAGAUUCCCGGGAGCAGAAGCAAGAGAGUUACAAAUCACCUCCCUCGAAAUCUUUGUCGAACACUAGCCCCCUAAGGCACUUCUCAUCCAUGAAAUUCCAUGAGAAAACAAAGAGCAAGAAGGAUUCAACUUGGACCAAGUAUUUUGACCAUGCUGGAGGAAGGGUUACCUCUGUGGAGACAGCAGAUGAGCAUAUGGUUGAUCUUUCAAAGCUGUUUCUUGGGCUAAAGUUUGCUCACGGUGCGCAUAGCCAGCUUUAUCAUGGGAUUUACAAGGAUGAACCAGUUGCUGUAAAAAUAAUUAGAGCACCAGAUGAUGACGAAAAUGAAGACUUAGCAGGUCGGUUAGAGAAUCAAUUCAACAGAGAAGUUACUCUGUUGUCUCGGCUCCACCACCAAAAUGUGAUCAAGUUUGUAGCAGCUUGCCGAAAGCCACCAGUUUUUUGUAUUAUCACUGAAUACUUGUCUGAGGGUUCUUUAAGAUCUUACCUGCACAAACUUGAGCAGAAACCAUUUGAAGAAAAAUUUCUUCCCUUGCCAAAAUUAAUCUCCAUGGCUUUGGAUAUUGCUCGCGGAAUGGAAUAUAUACAUUCACAAGGCGUUAUUCACAGGGACCUCAAGCCAGAGAAUAUACUGAUUAAUGAAGAUUUCCACCUGAAAGUUGCUGAUUUUGGAAUUGCUUGCGAGCAAGCAUAUUGUGAUCUUCUUGCUGACGACCCGGGUACUUACAGAUGGAUGGCGCCUGAAAUGAUCAAGCGUAAAUCCUAUGGUAAGAAGGUCGAUGUGUAUGGUUUUGGACUAAUCUUAUGGGAAAUGAUUGCUGGAACUAUUCCAUAUGAAGAUAUGACACCGAUACAGGCUGCUUUUGCUGUAGUGAAUAAGAAUCUGCGGCCUCCUUUCCCUGAGCACUGUCCCCCUGCGAUGAGAGCAUUAAUAGAACGUUGUUGGGCUUUGCAACCAGAUAAGAGGCCUGAAUUUUGGCAAAUUGUGGAGGUGCUGAAGCAGUUUGAGAGCUCACUUGCAUGUGAUGGAACCCUGAAUGUGGUAAUCAACCCAAUCUCCCAUGAUCACAAGAACAAACUUCUCCAUUGGAUCCAAAAGCUAGGUCCCGUGCAUUCAAAUACAUCGGUACCUAAACCCAGGUUCCAAUGAAUUUUUGGAUGAUUUUGCUCUUGUAGCUCAACUUAGAUCCCAUUGUAAUUAAAGGUUCUUUCCUCCGUCCUCAUUUGUGGUACCAUCUUCUUUCUCAGCCAAUGUGAAUGAUAGUGAGUAGACUGCAUUUAAAGGUAACUGUAUUGUGUAAUUUUUACAUGAUAAUAUACAGGAUAUGGUUAUCAGAUUUUGAGCAUCAUUCGUUACUGCUUCAGAAGUAGGAAGGAAUUUACAGAGAACUUUGGAUUUUCUAUUAUUAGUUCCGUGUCAUCUUUUUAGCUGCAAGAUUCUAUGUUCUCUGUCGAUGGGUUAGUUCCAGUGAUGAGCCAGCCAUUAAAAGUGUAUGAAGCAGACUAGCCUAAGCAACAUGUCCCAGCCCAUUGCUUCCUAUUGGUAAAUGGUACACCAGUUUAGGUUUUGUCUUUUCAGCUCCCGCUCACCUUUUACUCUUCUAUCUUUUGUUAGGCUUCUGUGGUGGUUUAUGAUCAAGUGUUCUAAGGUGUAUAGUUUUGUACCUGGGGUUGUUUUUCUGGAAGUAUUUAGCUUUGGUCCUCUGCUCAGUGUUCAUGAUCUGGUUUGAACAUAAGAUGCGAUUGUUCAGUGCUGUGUGCAACUUGUGUCUCUCUUCUGCAGGCAUCUUGUUAUGUUCUCUUUGUCCCAAAAUAAGAGUCAUGUUUUGAUAGAAUCUUAUCGGUUGUGAACUAUAUGUACUCUACAUUUUCUUGUUUAGUCAUGUUAAUGAUUCUUUUGGAACUUACACUGGGAGAAAACACGAGAAGAAGCAAACGGUGAUAGUUAGAUUACAAUAACUUGGGUAUUAUUUGAUUUGGAUGAAC
Oldenlandia corymbosa var. corymbosa is the source of this 3546-nucleotide messenger RNA. NCBI's taxonomy places the organism in Eukaryota, Viridiplantae, Streptophyta, Magnoliopsida, Gentianales, Rubiaceae. The record is from the annotation of a GenBank genome assembly.